GUGGCGAUGGGAGCGCCCGCCGCCCACGCAGCACAGGGCAGGCUGCCGGGAGCGGGCGCAGCAAGGCAGCCCUGAUCCGAGUGGGCAGGGAGAGGCGAAGGCAGCGCUCGCCCCGCUGGCCGGCAGCCCGCUCAGCGCGCCUGGAGCCGGGGCAGAGGCUAUGCCGCGCUAGCCAUGUCCAAGCCCCCGCCCCCCUCCUACGGCAAGAACGGGCUGGGGGACGGGCUGCACCCCCCCGUCUUCCAGGUGUCCCGCGGGACGGCGACCCGGCGGAGCCGCUUGAAACGAUCCGACGGCAGCACAACGUCCACCAGUUUCAUCCUCCGGCAGGGAUCAGCAGAUUCAUACACAAGCAGACCAUCAGAUUCUGAUGUAUCUUUGGAAGAGGACAGAGAAGCAAUCCGCCAGGAGAGAGAACAGCAAGCAGCUAUUCAGCUUGAAAGGGCAAAGUCUAAACCUGUAGCGUUUGCAGUUAAGACUAAUGUGAGUUACUGUGGCGCACUGGAUGAAGAUGUUCCUGUCCCAAGCACUGCCAUCUCUUUUGAUGCCAAGGACUUUUUGCACAUUAAAGAGAAAUAUAAUAACGACUGGUGGAUAGGAAGGCUGGUUAAAGAGGGCUGUGAGAUUGGCUUCAUUCCAAGCCCACUUAGGCUGGAGAAUAUCCGAAUUCAGCAGGAGCAGAAGAGAGGACGUUUCCAUGGAGGGAAAUCAAGUGGAAAUUCUUCUUCAAGUCUUGGAGAAAUGGUGUCUGGCACAUUUAGAGCUACACCCACUUCCACAGCAAAACAGAAACAAAAAGUGACGGAACAUGUUCCUCCUUAUGACGUAGUGCCAUCCAUGAGGCCUGUUGUGUUAGUUGGCCCAUCUCUGAAAGGUUAUGAGGUAACAGACAUGAUGCAGAAAGCCCUCUUUGACUUCCUGAAGCACAGGUUUGAUGGGAGGAUAUCAAUAACUAGAGUGACAGCCGACAUUUCUCUUGCUAAGAGGUCUGUCCUAAAUAAUCCGAGCAAGAGGGCAAUAAUUGAGCGGUCGAAUACCAGGUCCAGUUUAGCUGAAGUGCAGAGUGAAAUUGAAAGAAUCUUUGAGUUGGCAAGAUCCUUACAGCUGGUUGUCCUAGAUGCGGAUACUAUCAAUCAUCCAGCACAACUUAUUAAGACAUCUUUAGCACCGAUUAUAGUUCAUGUUAAAGUGUCAUCUCCAAAGGUUUUGCAGCGACUGAUUAAAUCCAGAGGAAAGUCACAAAGUAAACACUUAAAUGUUCAGUUGGUGGCAGCUGAUAAACUUGCACAAUGUCCACCAGAAAUGUUUGAUGUCAUUUUGGAUGAAAAUCAGCUUGAGGAUGCGUGUGAACAUUUGGCAGAAUACCUAGAGGCAUAUUGGCGUGCUACGCAUACCACCAGUAGCACACCUAUGACUCCUCUUCUUGGAAGAAACCUAGGAUCGACUGCCCUUUCACCAUACCCUACUGCAAUCUCUGGAUUACAGAGCCAGCGUAUGAGACAUAGCAACCACUCUACUGAGAACUCUCCAGUUGAACGAAGAAGCCUAAUGACCUCUGAUGAAAAUUAUCACAAUGAAAGGGCUCGGAAGAGCAGGAACCGCUUGUCUUCCAGUUCCCAACACAGCCGAGAUCAUUACCCACUUGUGGAAGAAGAGUACUCUGACUCUUACCAGGACACUUACAAACCCCAUAGGAACCGAGGAUCGCCUGGAGGAUAUAGCCAUGAUUCACGACAUAGGCUUUGAGUUUAGGAACCUGGGGAAAAAUAGUAUUCAUUAGUUGACAACUUUCCAUAACAUAGCUAGGAAAAACAAAUCAUCUUAAUUUAGCAGGUGUAACACAGUUUUACUGUAGUUACAAGCUGCUGUCAUUUGAUGCUUAAAAAAAGGAAGAGGGGAAGAAAUUCACAAUGCCCUGAUGUUUAGGAGGAAAUUAGCUUGCCCAAUCAUCCUGGAUUUUUUUUUAGUACAGCAUUUGCAUUUAUAGCAGUACCUUUUUUCCUCGUUAGCUAUUAAACAUAUCAGUUCAUAAUUUAGGGUACUUAUAAAGGCACAUAUAAAACAAUUUCCUGUGCUGGAAAUUCCAAAUGACCAGUUCCAGUUGGAACCAAUUUAUAAACCAAUUCUUGUUGGAAUUUGGGUGAACUGACUGGAAAGUCGACUUGAACAAGUUGCAAUCAAUUGAAAAAAAAUGCAGAUGAAGAAAUAGAAAAUUAACCACUAUCAGCCAAAAAUCAGCUACAGUAUGUUUGCUGGAAGCUAAAUUUACACUCAAGGUUAGAAUAAAAACAUUUUAAUGUAUAUUCACUUUUCCUGACUGGCUUUUUCAGACUAACCAAAUGUAAACCAUUUGUAGUGCCAAAUAUCACAAAUUAAUGCAGCAGUUUCAAAGUACUUUCCUGUUUGAAAAUUUCUUUAUUUUUUCUCCUGACACGUACGUUGCAGCAAUUUUUUUUUCAUUUGUUUAGUCAGUACUGAUACUUUUGUUGUGGUCAGCAAUGAUGAUACGAACUUCAGCAACGUGGAAGAGACCAGUAGGAGUAUGAACAAACCCAAGCCUAGCAGGAAUGACGAGUUUGAGAGUACAUGGCUGUUCUUUCUUUGGUUCAUCACAAAAUCCAAUAUCAAACAGUAGAGAUGUGAUGCUUUUUCUCCCAUUCUCAAUGUUCUGCCAUGUCAAAUAGAAAACUGAUCCAUUCUCCCAACCACGCAUGUUCAGCAUGUACUGUAUUUACAUUCCCACACAAUUGAGUACCUUCACAUUACGUUUUUCAGUUUCCCUCUUUGAAUGUCUGAAAAUUCCAGCAUCACACAAGAACCCUCCCUAGCCACAUCAUUUAAAUUUUAUUGAUAAAAGCAGAAUUUUUUUUCCAAAUGGCUGUAAAUUAUAAAACAAAGAUUCCGAAAGAUACAGCUUGCAAUAAAAACAGAAUAGAGUACCACAGAAGGUCUGCUCACUGUAAAAUUAUAGAGCUGACAUUUUUAAUUCAAAGAACUAUGAUAAAGUCUUUGGAGAUUUUGCUGCCUUACUUCUAAUGAACACUGCUUUUCACCUACUGACUAUUCAGUUUUUUUUAAUGGAUGCAUUUAUAUAGUUAGACCUUAUAUCUUACAUUAUCAUCGAAGCCUUAGAUCCAAUAUGAUUGAAAUAAUUAUUGUAAUUGACCAUUUUAUACAACACACUGGUGUCGUUAAGCAUAGACUCUUUCUAAAACACCCCAGACACUGCAUGCAUUUUCUAAAACUGACAGAACUAUGUGUAAAAUAUCAUUUUAUGCUGGUUCAUGUCAAAGCUAUUUUUUGAAAAUGAAAGUAAUUAUGUUUUUAUAUUUUCCUGUUUCUUUCCCAAAGCCUCCUGAGAGGUAGGCUAUAAAAGCAUGUAGCACUAAACAAAUUUCCUGAACGUUAUGAUGUCUUCUAUUUUCUGGACCAGUUAACAAGGAUGCUUUUGAUAUUUUUCCCUGCUAGUGAGCCUGAGCAUCUGCUUAGUGAUGACAACUUGAAAUGUAAUUCACUACAUAUCUGAUACAACCAAAAUAAUACAUGUCUCUAACAGCAAAAGAUAAUGGAUGCAACUCUGGCUUUUUGGACAGGUUUACUGCAUAAAAGACGCCUUUAAUGAUCUGUCACUAGAUGAUUCAGUUGGGCCAAUUGUCAACAACUAAAACAUAAAAUACUUGCAUCCACUGGAGUAAUAAAGUUAAGAAUUAACAUAUAGGGUCAGUCCCUGCUGCCCUUUUUCAGGUUACACUCCUAUUGAUCUCGGUGUGAGUUUGGCCUGAGGCACUAAUGCAGGAUCAGCCCUCAUAGUGGUGGCAUAUGCUGCCAUUUCUAAUAUCUUAUGUUACAACACAGUGGAACAUUCUCCAAUAAUAUUUACAAGUCUUUGUUACAUGUACAGCACACAUCUGCAUGAGAAAGAAGGUAUUAGGCAAAACAUUUUUCUAUAAGCUUUGACAGUUUCUUUUUGUGUGCAUUAAAGUAUUAAUUGCAAAGAAUGCACUGAAAUGUGUAAAGCUAGAUUAGACAGCUGUUUAUCUUUAUUCUGUAGUAGGAUUAGGAAUCAGAUCAUUAACUGCUUGAAGAUAUUUGCAUUUUAUGACAGGUAGCUGCAACACCACUAAUAUUUUCUAGUAAAUGAGAUUACUGCUUUAUCAUUUCAGAGACAAAAAUGUCAUUUAUUUUUUAAAGCCUUCUGGAGCCUUGUUUUAAAGUCUUCCAUGUCAUGCUAGUAAAGGGAAAGAUCCCCACAACACACAUGCACAAAAUUCACCUGCUGCAUUGUCUGAAGUGCCAAAACCACUUUUGUUUAACGUUCUUAUGAAAAUAACCUGUUGAAAGUAGUCAUGUAUAUGUCUUGAAGGAAAAUUUUGAAUGUUUACCUUAAUUCUGCAGGUUUAUUUUAAGUUUACCUUCCUUUUCUGUAUGAUUUAUACCCCCUCAUUCUAAUACUUAAAUAUCAUCAAAGUUUGCUUUUUUUUUUUUUUUUGCUUUUGUUUUGCAGGGAGAUAUAUACUCUUAAAGUAUAUGUUUAUAUAAAAUGCUGACAGGAAUACAUUUCAUUGUGAGUAAAUGCUAUUGGGAAUCUUUCUUUUACAAAUUAUUUUUUAAGAAACAAGAAAAAUAAUAAGAGCUGCAAUGCUGAUUAAGGCCAUUUAAAUUCAUAGUAUAAACUAUGUAUUAGAACUUCUACAAUGUUAGCCAGCCAUCUUGUGUGGGUUUUUUAUGCAAUGGCUUUAUGUGAAGAUGUGAAAUUAAUGUAGUCCUGAAUGAGUAGGAAUAAGACUAAUUUUUCCAAUUCCUGCUAUAAUUUCUCAUGAUUAUUAUAACCUGAUUAUAGUAACAAUCAGGAUUCUACUGCUACGCUCCAGUAUAUGCACAAAUAUUUAUUUAGAAAUGUUUAUAAAAUGUUGAUGGUUCUUUGUUAUUUUUAUAGGUUUUUAUUUAAGACUUUUGGGGUUAAUGAUAAUUUAGGCAGUGAUAGCCUAUGCUGAUAUGACAGUCUCAGUGACAUGAUCAUCUAAAGACAGUAUGCUUCAAUGCAUUCAUUUGCCUGACUAUAAUUGAAGAAUGAAUUAAUUUUAAAAUAUGGCUCAUAUUUAUGAGAAUUGUAAUUGUUCCCCUCAAACUUGAAUUAUUAUUUUUUAAUUUUACAGAAUGUUUUCAUCUCUUUUGCUAUUUAUAUAGUUGAGCAACAGGCAGUUGUAAACUGGGUACAUUUUCUGACAUACAAUAUAUUAGGAAAUUAUUGUUUUUUAAAAAAGAAGAUAACUAAAACUGUUUUGAAGUCAUUUUAACUUAAACACUGUGGGCCAUAUCAUGCCAUCAUUUUCGAAACAAAACUUUCUGUUGAGUUUAGUGGAUCACUCUGCUUAGAAAUCCAUGUACAUUAUGACCCUGGGACCUAGAUUUUGCCCGCAGAAGUGAGUUUCCCAUUGAAGUAAGUGGAACUUGCACCCUGACUACUUAUUUUUGUGCUCAGUAAAGCAAGAGUGGUUUUUGUAGCAAUAGCUUUUGCUAUUUAUGCUACCUCUUGGCUAGAGAACAUGAGCCUGAUUCUGAUCUCCCAUAUUUCUGACUUACACUUAUAAAGCCA
Caretta caretta (loggerhead turtle) is the source of this 5596-nucleotide messenger RNA. It is a transcript of the gene CACNB4, whose product is annotated as calcium voltage-gated channel auxiliary subunit beta 4. NCBI's taxonomy places the organism in Eukaryota, Metazoa, Chordata, Testudines, Cheloniidae. Gene Ontology annotation, biological process: calcium ion transmembrane transport. Gene Ontology annotation, cellular component: voltage-gated calcium channel complex. The record is from RefSeq and is a predicted model, not a curated record. Gene Ontology annotation, molecular function: voltage-gated calcium channel activity; protein binding.